UCCUCCUCCUCCUCUUCUUCCUCCUUCCCGGUGUCACUCACGGCUGGAGAAACACGCGUUUUAUCCACCGGCCUGCACUUACACCGACAAGACACACAAACGCAGCAAAAAAUGAGCACAGCAAAUUUUCUGGCCCAGGACAAGAUCUGGUUUGACAAACCUCGCUAUGAUGAGGCUGAAAGACGCUUCUAUGAGCGCAUGAACGGCUCGUCACAAACCACACAGGAUGUUGGAGCUAACAGCAUUCUGCAAGACAUUGCUCGGGCCCGAGAAAACAUCCAGAAAUCUCUAGCAGGGCUGAAGACUACACUGAGUAACAGAGGGUCUGAUCAGCCUUCCCUGAGCCAACAGUCCCAGCUUAGCACCAGCAGCAGCAGUGCAGCUGAUCAAGGAGAGCUCAUCUGUCGCAUCAAGAGCCUGGAGCUGGAGAACCAGAGCUUACACAAAGUGGUGGAUGACUUAAGGGCAGCACUUUCCAAACUGGAAUGUCGGGUUACAGUUCUUGAGAAGUCUCCUGCGGCUGCGAGCCCAGCUCCAGCUGCAGCUCCUUCAGUCCCCUACACAAAUGGCACUACUGUCCAGCAGAAGACCAGCGCUCCAGUUAAAGAGCAGGAGGAGGAGGAGGAUGACGAUGAAAUCGAUUUGUUUGGUAGUGAUGAUGAUGAUGAAGAGGCAGAGAAGCUCAAAGAACAGAGAUUGAAGGAAUACGCAGAGAAGAAAGCCAAGAAGCCCGCCCUCAUCGCCAAGUCCUCCAUCUUGUUGGAUGUCAAACCUUGGGAUGAUGAAACAGACAUGGCAAAGCUGGAGGAGUGUGUGCGCUCAGUGCAGGCUGAUGGCCUGUUAUGGGGAACAUCCAAACUGGUUCCGGUGGGUUACGGCAUCAAGAAGCUCCAGAUUGCUUGUGUGGUGGAGGACGACAAGGUGGGAACAGACAUAUUGGAGGAGGAGAUCACCAAGUUUGAAGACUAUGUUCAGAGUGUUGACGUAGCAGCAUUCAACAAGAUCUGAUCUCAGUACGUCUUUUUCUGUCUUUCGUCAUGCUUUGUUUCUCUGCUGAUUGUGUCAACAGUUAAUAAUAAUAAAAACAAACUCUUGCACUGAAAUUGCUGUCUCAUGAAUUUAAGAGUAUAGUUUGAGAACACUGAACACACAUAAUUUCUCAUGAUUUGUGGUCCUUCCAUCUCAAUACAAUGGAUGCGAGCAGAAUAACGUCACUGUACAGUUUUUACAACAUGUUCUCCGACCUCCUGAGAAUAAACUGUUGAUUUGACAGUGAUGUCAGUGGACUGCUCAGUGUAGCAGCAAAGAGGUGUUCCUCUAAGGGAGUAAUUUCACUCAGUUCUCCUCUUUAGUAUUGGGAUGGAGGAAGAACUCUCAGAUCAAAUGGACAAAUACAUGAAAUUAAAUCUGGAUAGCUUAAACACAAUUAGAUGAAAUGAGAAAAUGUUUUGUGACUUAGGUGAACUGUUCCUUUAAUACCUAUGAAGCGUUAAUGCUGGAAUCAGACCAUGCAACAUUUGUCUUUUGAGAUGAUGGCUGUGUCAGAUUUGAUAGAUCUAGUCAUUUGUUAUAUGAUUAAACCAAAUGACUGUGUGUGUGUGUGUGAGCUAAUAUCCAUCCCAGCAUACUACAGUGUCCCAAUAAAAAAAGUCAGUUAUGUUCCAAAAUAUGUCAAAUGCACAAUGCCAAUAUCUGCUCUCAGUCUGCAGGCCAGCAUGAUUUUCAGGCCAUUCUGACCCACAAUUCUCUGUACCGCUGAGAAUUUCACUUCAAUGCAUACUGCAAGCAACAGUACGUACUAUUGCAGUGUGUACUGAAAGGAAAAAGUAUGAUUUGGAACGCAGCAUUGGUGUUGAAUGCCAAGGUCUUUUGGUAUCGGAGACACACCAGUGGGAUCAGGAAUGCUGUCAGACCAGGUGAGACCGUAUUAGUGAGGUUUUCUAAAGCAUCUUAGAGGCAGAGUAUUGUUUCUACUAUCACUGAUGAUAAAAUUACAUCUGUCAGAUGGAUUGAUAUGAUAAAUAUUUAGCACCUUUUAACCUUAGUUAGGUUCUACAAAGCACUUUACAAUGUGGUCCUCAUUACUCACCAAUGGCAGCAGAGUGGUCAUGCAAGACUGCUCCUUUAACAUAUUGUGACAGUAUCACCAUCCUGCCUUGAUAAUAUACAAUAUAUUAGUACUAGAGCCUAGGGAAACACAAACUGUGUUGUAUACUAUACAUAUAAAGAAUAAAAAAAUAUAAAAGAAAAAAAAAUCUGACCUUUAAUAAAGUACUUUUAGCUCUAACAAGCGCUGAAUAUUGUGUUUUGGUUAUGGAUUUUUAUUUAUUUAUUUCUACCUCUACUCUUGCUCUUAUUUUUAGAAUGCCAACUACAGGAAGG
This is a messenger RNA of Stegastes partitus (bicolor damselfish), 2382 nucleotides long. RefSeq names its product elongation factor 1-delta-like. Gene Ontology annotation, cellular component: eukaryotic translation elongation factor 1 complex; cytosol. Gene Ontology annotation, biological process: translational elongation. The coding region runs from base 112 to 1008 and encodes 298 amino acids. Gene Ontology annotation, molecular function: translation elongation factor activity; guanyl-nucleotide exchange factor activity. The transcript is spliced from 9 exons. The record is from RefSeq and is a predicted model, not a curated record. NCBI's taxonomy places the organism in Eukaryota, Metazoa, Chordata, Actinopteri, Pomacentridae.